AUGUCGGACGAUCAGAAAACGGGCAAGGCGGACCGCCCGGUGACUCAGCAACUGGAAUUGCGGCCGGGAGAUCGCAGAGGUGCGAGCAGAGAGAGGUACAUCGUCAGGAUUCUACUCAAUUCACCAGUAGAUCUUUUGGGUGAUUCUUACAGCGUCGCUCAUCAAUGUCUGAAGGGAUUACGCAGACGAUUCUCAAGGGAUGUGAAUUAUCAACGUCUCUAUCAACAAUUCAUGAUUGAUUACGAGACACUCAACCACAUGACGAAGGCAUCAUCCAUCUCCAGUCAUCGCUCACAUUUUCACCUGACACAUCACGGUGUUCUCAAGCCGGACAGUAUUACAACGAAACUGCGGGUGGUUCUUAAUGGCUCUAGCGCAUCCACAUCAGGCUACUCUGUCAACGACCUCAUGUACACUGGAGCAAAAUUACAUCUGAACAUCUCAGAGGUUCUACCAUGGAUACGUAGACAUCGUCACAUGUUCGCUACGGACAUCACCAAAAUGGACAGACCGAUUCAGACUCACAAGGAUGACUGGGAGUUACAGCGGAUACUCUGGAUGGACAAUCAGCUCAAUGAG
Vollenhovia emeryi is the source of this 579-nucleotide messenger RNA. RefSeq lists its product as uncharacterized. The record is from RefSeq and is a predicted model, not a curated record. The transcript has 2 exons. The annotation marks the transcript as partial. NCBI's taxonomy places the organism in Eukaryota, Metazoa, Arthropoda, Insecta, Hymenoptera, Formicidae.